Rhea pennata is the source of this 2561-nucleotide messenger RNA. RefSeq names its product sprouty RTK signaling antagonist 2 (gene SPRY2). NCBI's taxonomy places the organism in Eukaryota, Metazoa, Chordata, Aves, Rheiformes, Rheidae. Gene Ontology annotation, cellular component: cytosol; membrane. The coding region runs from base 839 to 1780 and encodes 313 amino acids. The transcript is spliced from 3 exons. The record is from RefSeq and is a predicted model, not a curated record. Gene Ontology annotation, biological process: animal organ development; negative regulation of fibroblast growth factor receptor signaling pathway; negative regulation of Ras protein signal transduction.
CGCCAGUGAAUGUAGCCCCGCAGAGCCAAUGAGCUGGGACCGGAUGCGAUAUAUCCUCUGGGACAACAACUGCUCUGUUCCUCCUCAGAUCCACAUGACGCCAUUUACUGCUGCUUUUGCAGAGAGAUCACCCUGCCUCCUCCGGAAAGAAAAAGAGAGAGAGGGAGAGAGCGAGCGAGCAGAAAAACGCCGAGCCCCUACAGCUCAGAUCUCAAAUCUUCCUCCUCCUCCUCCACCUCCUCCAAACACACAACAACAACCACCACCACAAAUCCGCUGCGCUCCCAAAACACCCCCCCUCCCCCGAUUGCAAACCACCGAGCUGCCUGCAACACACACACGCUCGCAGAGGGAGCGAGAAAGCUAGAGAGGGGAGAGGAGCUUGCAGCAAGCAGCUUCUCAGCAGAACGGCUACAUUGCACAAGCUGCUUUUUUGGAGGAGCUCAGUGGAAGAAAGCUUUGGGAUUUUUGUUUUAGAUCCACUUUAUUUUGUUUUCUUUGGCUUUCCCCUUCCUCUUGAUCAUUUGCAACAGCAACAAAAAAGUGACUUGGUAUUCGCGAUUCGGCCUUCUGUUCAUUGAGAAAAAAAAGUGUGUGUGUGGGAAAGAGAGAGAGAGUGAUUUCUUUUUAAGAGCAAAGAAAACCCACCCCCAUCUGGAGAGGUGUUUUUAUUAUUAUAAUACACACACACAUAUUUAUAAUCGAUCUGGGGGCUGGAUUUAUUUGCAAACCGCAGGAAGAAGAAAAUACAAGAGAGAGAGGGGUUUGGUGCAGCGCCGCGAUCACGGAUUUCAGAUGUGUGCUAAGCCUGUUGGAGUGAGCACGCUUCAGGGCACUGAUGGAGACGAGAGCUCAGAAUGGCAGUGGGUCGCAGUCCUUGCUACAGGCUCGGCGUGACACUGGGAGGCCGCAUGGGGAGCCCGACCUGAGGGAUGUCCUGACGCAGCAGGUUCAUGUGUUGUCUCUGGACCAGAUCAGGGCCAUCCGAAAUACGAAUGAGUACACAGAGGGACCGACGGUGGCUCCACGACCAGGAGUCAAAUCUGCUCCUCGUCUAGCAACCCAACACAAAAAUGAAAGGCCUCAUGGCUUGCCCGAACAUCGUCAUUUUAGCCGGAUUCAGCAUACGCAAAUACAUGCUUCUUCGCGGGCACCUCUGUCCCGCUCCAUCAGCACAGUCAGUACAGGUUCACGGAGCAGUACAAGGACAAGUACGAGCAGUAAUUCCUCCGAACAAAGACUUUUAGGAUCAUCUUCGGGGCCAGUUGCUGACGGGAUCAUCCGAAUGCAGCCCAAGUCUGAGCUGAAGUCAAGUGAGCUGAAGCCGCUGAGCAAAGAAGACUUGGGAGCACAUACCUACAGGUGUGAGGACUGUGGAAAAUGUAAGUGUAAGGAGUGCACUUAUCCGAGGACCCUCCCGUCAUGUUGGAUCUGUGACAAGCAGUGUCUUUGCUCAGCCCAGAACGUGGUUGAUUAUGGGACUUGCGUGUGCUGCGUGAAGGGCCUCUUCUAUCACUGCUCUAAUGAUGAUGAGGACAACUGCGCGGACAACCCCUGUUCUUGCAGUCAGUCACACUGCUGCACAAGGUGGUCUGCCAUGGGUGUGGUGUCCCUCUUUCUGCCUUGCUUGUGGUGUUACCUACCAGCCAAGGGUUGCCUUAAAUUGUGCCAGGGUUGUUACGACCGAGUAAAUAGACCCGGGUGCCGCUGUAAACACUCGAACACGGUUUGCUGCAAAGUUCCCAGUGUCCCCCCCAGGAACUUUGAAAAGCCAACAUAGCAUCACUAAUCGGAAAUAUUAAAGUAAUAAGGAUUAUUUUAACAUACAUAUGCAACCAGCUAAGCAGCUAUGGUCUUGGCACUGUAGUAGAAGGGUUGGGGAUAUACUUUGCUGUUUGCAGUGAAAUGCUUCUCUGUGUGUGUGCCAUCUUAACUGAUAUGCUUGUUAGAAUCCAGCUAAUGGGAUACAGGAAAAAAUGGGAUACAGUACAUUGUGACCCACAUAUUGCAUAAGCUAAAGCAACACAGACACUCCUAGGCAACUCUAUUGUUUGUGAAUAGUACUUGCAAAAUUUGUAAAUUAGCAAAUGACUCCUUUUUUUUCAUUGUUUUCUGCCAGAGAUAAUGUGCUAUAUUUUUGUAUAUACAAUAAUAUUUUCAACUGUGAAAAAAUAAGUGGUGUCAUAAGGCAUGGCACAGUCACAAAAUAUUAUACUAAUAUGUUGUACAUUCGGAAGAAUGUGAAUCAAUCAGUAUGUUUUUAGAUUGUAUUUUGUCUUACGGAAACCUUCUAUUACAAGACUCUGAUUUCCCUCUGGACUUCAUGUAUAUUGUACAGUUACAGUAAAAUUCAGCCUUUAUUUUCUAAUUUUUUCAACAUAUUGUUUAGUGUAAAGAAUAUUUAUUUGAAGUUUUAUUAUUUUAUAAAAAAAUAUUUAUUUUAAGAGGCAUCUUACAAAUGUCACCCCUUUUUAUGAGGACGUCAUAGUUGCUGCAAAUAAGGGGUGAACGAUGCAUAUGUUCACUAUAAAAUAGAAAAUAUAUUAACGUUUGAAAUUAAA